AUGCGCAUAUAUGCAGCAGCAGCAAGUGUCGCUGUGGCACUUGGUGUCGCAACUGCGCAAACGUCUCCAACAACGUCCACUUCACCGACCGUUCCCACGUCGACAGUGUCCACUUCAUCUGGAAGUAACAACCCUAUUACAAUCGAGAAGGAGCCUGUGUCUUGUGUAUUUCGGUACUCAAUGCCAACGGCCACAAAUUUACCAAGUGGUGUGUCUACACCAUUAAUUACGUCCACCACGUUACCAGAUAGUGAUUCGGACGACAAAAAGGAAGUAAUUACCGACAGUGUAGAAAAUGGAUCGGAGGACGAUCUUGGUAAAGACGUUUCGGAGUUGGACACUUCAAGCUCGUCUAAUGAUAAAAAUGGGAAAGAAAAUGUAUCCAAGACGCCGGCGUCCACUACAAAAACACCAUCGUCCACCUCAGAGACACCAUCGUCCACUCCGGAGACACCACCGUCCACUUCAGAGACAAAAGCGUCCACUCCUGAGGUCAAAUCGUCCACUCCUGAGGUCAAAUCGUCCACUCCCGAGACGAAAACGUCCACUCAAGAGACAAAAUCGUCCACUCCAGAGACACCAGCGUCCACUACAAAGGCACCAGCGUCCACUCCAGAGACAAAAACGUCUACUACAGAGACUCCAAAGGCACCAGCGUCCAGUACUACAGAGACACCAGCAUCUACUCCAAAGGCACCAGCGUCCACUCCAGAGACACAAAAGUCUACUACCAAGACAUUAACGUCUUCCAAGACAGAAGAGUCCACCUCCACUUUGGAUGAAUUAGUGUCCACCACGACAGCCAAGACGACUUCGCCCACUGGAUCAGAUGACAAUCGUCGUCUAGUGGGUGAGACCACAGCUACUGCAGCUGAAGGGAUGUCAGACACUUCAGAUUCGGCCGAGCCCAUCGCUUCACCGACUACCACGACCCCACCGUCCACUACCACGACCCCAUCGUCCACUAAUACGACCCCAUCGUCCACUAAUACGACCCCUUCGUCCACGAACACGACCCCUUCGUCCACGAACACGACCCCGCCGUCCACUGAUACGACCCCACCGUCCAUUACCACAACCCCUUCGUCCACUAAUACGACCCCAUCGUCCACGAACACGACCCCAUCGUCCACGAACACGACCCCAUCGUCCACGAACACGACCCCAUCGUCCACUAGUGCGACCCCAUCGUCCCCUACUAAGACCCCAUCAGAGAUACCAAAUGCCACAUCGGCCAAAUCGACUGCAAUACCUGACAUGCAAAAGCAGAUGGAGUUGCCACUUAUGCCUGGAAUAGGAGACGGUACUGGCUCGAGGGAAAAACCGGAGUCCACGUCAAUUGAGUUUAGUUGUGACGAAACCUUUUAUAGUGCAUGGCACACGAUGGGAUUGACAUGUAAAGGUACUGAAUUGGACAUUGUGGCCGCUGUAGCGUCCGCUGAAUGUUUAAUUUACUCGGGACUAUCAUCGGGGACAGAGAUUUUUGAUCUGGCUACGUGUAUGUCAAGUUGUCGCUUCCCGGCAUGUAACAAUGGUAUAUGGGACUAUUCGUCCAAUGAAGGGAUGAACUCGUCCAUUUACGCAAAUUUGGAUUUCAUUACGCUCAUGAGUUAUGCUGGACCACAGGCGGCGGAAGCUGCGGCUGAUAGCGUUCAACAGCCUUUUUCGAAUCUCACAUUUGCUGUGACAACAAAGUGUGACUACACUAGCGACAAUUCGUUCAGUGACUGCCAAUGUGCGGGUGGAAUGAGCACGACACCUUCAUCUGGCGCGGCUGGCGCGUCGGAGACUUCAAAUUUGCAGUAUACGGUGCCUUUUAAUAAGGGUCUUGAGGACUCGCACCAUUGGCCUGAUGGUACUAAAAAGACCACGGUGGACAAGGCUGGCAUUGCGUCAACGACCAUUGCUAGCGGUGCGGCUACGGUUUCCAUUGUUGCGGGGGGUGUCAUGUCGGUGGCCAGUGGCAUUGUUGGUGGUACCUCGGUCGGUGUGGCCUCGAGUAUGUCGGCAGCUGCCAGUGUGGGGAUUACUUUAGCUGCUGUAGAUAUCUGCCAGUUUUCGAUCAUGCUUACCCAGAUGAACGUUGACGCUCGUCCGCGUUUCAUGGAGAACAUGGGCAGGAGGAUGGCUCCUGCUACUUUUACGUUCCUGCCCUUCGGCAAGUCUAAACCGACGCCAUCCGAUGAUUUGAAUCCGGCAGGAUCUACGGCCACUUCGCGUCGUUUGGCCGAUGACAGUAGUGCAAAUGGCAGCUCCAGCCAUGGCUCGGGACCGGGUACUGCGACGUCGGGUAUACAGGGUAUGGAGAAGUACGCGGCCCUUAUUGGUGUGGACCCUGACAUGUUGUUCUACCUGGCUGUGGCUGGCAUUGCCUGCAUGGUUGGUAUCGUCUUCGGGCUUUACGUGAUGGCAAUGGGUGUGUGUUACUUUAUUGUAAAAGACUUUACGACAUUUAGCCGCAAGUGGCUCGAUAAAGCCAUUGGCGUGCUCAUGAUGAUUUUGAUCCUGUCCGAGUAUGUGGUCGGUGCUACAGCCAUGUACCAGAUUUGCUACUGCAUUGACCACGACUCUGUGGACGUGAGCUUCUUUUUGGCUAUUGCCGCACUGCUGGGGUUGGCAUUCGGCACGAUUCUUUAUGGCGUUAUUGUCAUCAAGAACAACGAAGAUGAGCUGCGUGACUUGGGUACGAAGGACCACUUUGACAAGAAGUUCCACAACCGUUAUGGACCGCUGUACGAUGAACAUAGCUUUGAGGGCCGCUUCUUCUUCGCACCUAAGCUUCUAUUGGCGCUUCUCUGCGGUAUGACUACGGGCAUGGUCUGGAUUCAGGGACUCUGGCAGAUUAUCGUUCUUAUUGCGCUCCAUAUUGUAUUCCUACUGUACCUUGAGAUCAAGCAGCCGUACCCCACAGCUUUUGUGCAGAAGACGUCGAGCUUUGUCAUUAUUAUCAAGAUCUCGGCUCUUUUCUUGAGUUUUUUCCUCCUGUCAAGCGCCACGAGCUUCACGGAGAGUAUCCCGGAUGACCUUCGUGAGGGUGUGGCUUUUGCUAUUGUGGGUUUGCAGGUGCUGGUGCUUUUGUGUCUAAUGAUUCGUCAAGUCUACAUCUUCUACCGCACGUGGAAGCUUAAGCGUGACGGUACGUCAACAGACAACAAGACGGUCACGAUGCAGACGACGAGCGCCCGCGCAGGCUCCGAGGGUUUCUUUGCUCUAGGUGGCGAGCCGCAAUAUUGCAGCAACAAGGGCCGCGGCAAUUCGCUGGCUGUGUUGGGCGAUACGACUCCGAAGAUGCAAGACCACUACGCACAGCAGACUCCUUCCAACGUUAAUCACAACUACGGCAACCAACCUCAUGGAUCUCAGCCCCAGCAGAUGAACACUUACAACAUGCAGCAGAAUCACUUUGUGGCACAGCAGAAUAAUCACCAGCGCAACAACGAGGUCGAUCUGUAA
Molecule: messenger RNA, 3453 nt
Organism: Peronospora farinosa
Lineage: Eukaryota; Oomycota; Peronosporomycetes; Peronosporales; Peronosporaceae
Source: the annotation of a GenBank genome assembly